AUGGGAUUGCCAGUUUCCUUAAUUAGCUUUUUCUUUACAUGGUUUUUAAGCGUCAUCCAUGACAAGUUUAGAAAAGGAAGGAUUAAUUUUGAAAGUACCUUGGAAUUGCUUGCCAAAUUUGACAUCCCUUUUGAUUAUGUUCACGUAAAGUACAUUUUUAAGGCAAGUGAUACAUUGAAGACUGGACAUAUUGGUUUAGAAGAUUUUAGAGGAAUUUAUCGGGCUAUAGCACACAGAUGUGAAAUCCAUGAACUCUUCAAAACACACUCUCCAAACAACAAGAUUCUACAGCUACAAGAUCUGGUUGCAUUUCUUAGAAAUCAACAAUUUCAGGAGAAUGCUAAUGAAACAACUGCUUCUGAUCUCAUUGCUAAGUUUGAACCCAUUGAAGAAGCAAAAAGAAAUAGAGAGAUGACAUUUGAAGGAUUUCUAAGAUACAUGAGCUCUGACGAUUGCACAUUAUUUAAAAAUGAGCAUAGAACAGUUUAUCAGGAUAUGACCCGUCCAUUAUGUGACUACUUUAUUUCAUCUUCGCAUAACACCUACCUCAUAUCUGAUCAGCUAAUAGGGCCAAGUCACUUGUGGGGCUAUGCAAGUGCUCUAAUGAAAGGAUGCCGUUGCUUGGAAAUUGACUGCUGGGAUGGUUCAAAUGGUGAGCCUGUCGUUUAUCAUGGGCAUACGUUAACCAGCAAAAUCAGCUUCAAGACAGUCAUCCAAGUGAUCCACAAGUAUGCCUUUUUGGCCUCCGAUUAUCCUGUUGUACUGUCUUUGGAGAAUCACUGCAGCCCAAAACAGCAGGAAGUAAUGGCAGAUUAUAUGAAAAGUAUUCUAGGAGACAGGCUGGUUACUUCUACAAUUGAUGGCACGAUGCCGACAGAAUUACCUUCCCCUGAGGCACUAAAAUUCAAAAUAAUGAUUAAAAAUAAGAAACUUGGAACACUUGAGGAAACACUGGGAAGAGUGGGCACAGACAUCCAUGGUCAGACCGGGGAAGUUGAAGAAGUGCAAACCACGGAUGAUGAGCUCGAUGACGAACCUUCGGCCAAGGAGCCCCUGCUUAAAAAGAGACGAGUGAGCUGGAAAGGUGCAGGUCCUCCUCGAAAAAAACAAAAAAUAAAGAAAGUAAAGAUUGCCCUGGCACUGUCAGAACUUGUGAUCUAUUGUAAAUCUCGGAAGUUUAUCAGCUUUGAAGACUCAAGAGAGAAUCAGAAGUUUUACGAAAAUCACUCGAUGAGUGAGCUCAAGGCCCGAAAGAUGGCCAAAACGCUAGCUGCUGAAUUUGUCCAGCACAAUGUUAGAUUUCUUUCGAGAAUUUACCCCAAAGGGACCCGAACAAACUCUUCCAAUUACAAUCCUCAAGAAUUCUGGAACGUCGGGUGCCAGCUGGUGGCCUUAAAUUUCCAGACACCUGGAGUACAAAUGGACCUUCAAAAUGGAAAAUUUUUGGACAAUGGUGGUUCUGGUUACGUAUUAAAACCAGAAUUCCUAAGAUGUAGAAACACACAGUUUACCCCAUAUAGUAUAAGUGGGAACCAACAUGCAGUUGUGCUUACAAUAAAGCUUAUAAGCGGCCAUCAGCUACCGCCUAGUAACCUCUCCCGGACCAAUAAAGCUGACCCCCUGGUUAUAAUUGAAAUUCAUGGUGUUACAGAAGACCAGGCAAAACAACAGACUUGUGUAGUAAAGGGCAACGCUUUGUGUCCUAGGUGGAAUGAAACGCUCACUUUCCAAGUUCAAGUUCCAGAACUUGCCUUAGUCCGCUUCGUUGUAGAAGAUCAGCUUUCGCUCGCUUCCAAUGACUUCCUUGGCCAAUAUACUUUACCACUUCUAAGCAUGAACAAAGGUUACCGCCAUAUUCCUCUGCUUUCCAAGCUGGGAGUGAGCCUGAGCCCUGCUUCGCUUUUUGUGCAUGUUACAUACUUUCAGCAAUAA
Eublepharis macularius is the source of this 1932-nucleotide messenger RNA. It is a transcript of the gene PLCZ1, whose product is annotated as phospholipase C zeta 1. Gene Ontology annotation, biological process: intracellular signal transduction; positive regulation of cytosolic calcium ion concentration involved in egg activation; lipid metabolic process. The record is from RefSeq and is a predicted model, not a curated record. Gene Ontology annotation, cellular component: nucleus. Lineage: Eukaryota; Metazoa; Chordata; Lepidosauria; Squamata; Eublepharidae. The transcript has 13 exons. Bases 1 to 1932 code for a protein of 643 amino acids. Gene Ontology annotation, molecular function: phosphatidylinositol-4,5-bisphosphate phospholipase C activity.